Molecule: messenger RNA, 631 nt
Organism: Tyto alba (common barn owl)
Lineage: Eukaryota; Metazoa; Chordata; Aves; Strigiformes; Tytonidae
Gene: NDUFS5
Product: NADH:ubiquinone oxidoreductase subunit S5
Exons: 2
Coding region: 124-444 (106 amino acids)
Biological process (GO): mitochondrial respiratory chain complex I assembly
Source: RefSeq, a predicted model, not a curated record
GUGACGUAAAGCGCGACGGCGGGCAGCGUCGUGAAAAGCCCGUGAAGGACAGGGAGGGGGGGACGCCGAGCGGUUGCCGGGUUUGUGUCGCGCCAGUGCCCGUAUCGCGACAGGCGCGGAGCCAUGCCGUUCUGGGAGCUUCAGCGCCAGCUGGGCAUCGAUGUGGACCGGUGGAUGCUGCGGCAGAGUAUGCCGCAGCCCUACGGGAGGGCCAGCACCUGUCACGCAUUCGAGCGCGAGUGGGUGGAGUGUGGGCACGGCCUGGGCCAGACCCGCGCCCGCCGCGAGUGUCAACCCGAGUACGAGGAUUUCAUGGAGUGCAUGCACCGCACCAAACUGGCUGUGCGGCUGAAAACCAUCCUCGAGCAGAGGGACAAGAUGAUCAAGGAGGGGAAGUACACGCCGCCCGACCACCACAAGGGCAAAGAGGAGCCGCGGCCUUGAGUCGCAGGGGACCUGGAACCUGACCCAACCCACCCCCCGCCAUUCCACACACACACGCCCGGGGAGGAAAACCCACAGCACAACCGGGGCACGCCGGAGGGGCGGGGUGGGGGCCCUGCCCCAGCCGAAGGGGAGCGACACCGCAUCAGGCAUCGCUUGGGCUAGUAAACGUCUCCUUUGGAAUGGC